Naegleria lovaniensis is the source of this 3777-nucleotide messenger RNA. RefSeq lists its product as uncharacterized. The coding region runs from base 1 to 3777 and encodes 1258 amino acids. Lineage: Eukaryota; Heterolobosea; Eutetramitea; Acrasida; Naegleriidae. Gene Ontology annotation, molecular function: zinc ion binding; cobalamin binding; methionine synthase activity. The record is from RefSeq and is a predicted model, not a curated record. Gene Ontology annotation, biological process: pteridine-containing compound metabolic process. The transcript is spliced from 2 exons.
AUGGGCUUAUUAACUCGGCAACAACUUCAAGAGCUCUUUGAGCAACGAAUUCUCAUCAUCGAUGGUGCUAUGGGUACCAUGAUUCAGAGGUACAAACUCAGCGAAGCUGAUUUUAGAGGAGAGGAAUUUAAAGACUGGCCUUGCGAUUUGAAAGGUAACAAUGACAUUCUCUGCAUUACCAAACCAGAAGUCAUUAUUGAAAUUCAUGAAAAGUAUCUCGAAGCCGGUGCUGAUAUUAUUGAAACAAAUACCUUCUCAUCGACAACUAUUUCACAAGGCGAUUAUCAGGCUCAAUCACUUGCCUAUCGUUUGAACUAUUGUGCAGCUCAAUGUGCAAAGAAAGCUGCUCUCAAAUACACAGAACUCACUCCGAAUAAGCCUCGUUUCGUUGCAGGUGCUCUCGGACCCACCAAUAAGACUGCUUCCAUAUCUCCAAGUGUGGAAGACCCUGGAUUCAGAAACAUUUCAUUUGAUGACUUGUAUGAGGCAUACUUUGAACAAGUUCGUGGUUUAGUCGAUGGCGGUGCUGACAUUUUGUUGAUUGAAACAAUCUUUGAUACCUUGAAUGCAAAGGCUGCUGCAUAUGCUUGUAUGGACUAUCUAGAGAAGAAUAAUGCUGAUAUUCCGAUUAUUAUUUCUGGUACUAUUACCGAUCAAACAGGAAGAACAUUAUCUGGACAAACUACUGAAGCUUUCUACAUUAGUUUAAUGCAUAGUAAUAUGGUUUGUAUGGGUCUCAAUUGCGCUUUGGGAACAGUCCAAAUGAAACCUUUCAUUAGUGCAUUGUCAAACAUUGCAGAAUGCUUCACUCAUGCAUACCCAAAUGCUGGCUUACCUGAUGAAAUGGGUCAAUAUAGACAAACUCCAGAAGAAAUGGCUCGUCAAGUGAAAGAAUUUCUUGAUGAAAGACUUGUAAACAUGAUUGGUGGCUGUUGUGGUACAACACCAGAUCACAUUAGAGCCUUGUCAGAAUUGGCAGCUCAAUACAAGCCUCCACAUAUCAGAAAGCCUCAACAACCAACCCAUGAUUUGAAAUUAUCUGGAUUGGAGCCAAUGAUUUACACAAAGAACUCCAAUUUUAUCAAUAUUGGGGAACGAUGUAACGUUGCAGGAAGUAUUCGUUUCAAGAAAUUAAUUUUAGAAAACAAGUUUGAAGAUGCUUUAUCAAUUGCCAGAAAUCAGGUUGAAGCAGGUGCUCAAGUUAUUGAUGUCAAUUUUGAUGAAGGUCUUUUAGAUUCUAAGAAUUGUAUGAGAAAAUUCCUUAAUUUAAUUAUGAGCGAACCUGAAAUUUCUAAAAUUCCAAUCAUGAUUGAUAGCUCGAAAUUUGAAGUUGUCGAGCAAGGUUUGAAGUGUAUUCAGGGUAAAUCCAUUGUCAACUCUCUAAGCUUGAAAGAAGGCGAAGCCGAUUUUAUUGAAAAGGCAAAGAAAGUUAAAAAGUAUGGCGCUGCAGUUGUAAUUAUGGCUUUUGAUGAACAGGGACAGGCUGCAGACGCUGACAGAAAGGUUGAAAUUUGUACCAGAAGUUACAGAAUUUUGGUUGACAAGGUUGGAUUCAAUCCUGAGGAUAUUAUCUUUGAUCCAAACAUUCUUACUAUUGCCACUGGUAUUGAAGAGCACAAUAAUUAUGGUGUUGAAUUUUUAGAGGCAAUUAAGAGGAUUAAGACUGAUCUUCCAUAUGCCAAAGUUUCUGGAGGUGUUUCUAACUUGUCUUUCUCCUUCCGUGGCUUGAAUCUUGUGAGAGAAUCCAUGCACAGCGUCUUUUUGUACCACGCCAUUAAACAAGGAAUGGAUAUGGGUAUUGUGAACGCUGGUGCAUUGCCAAUUUAUGAUGAAAUUGAUCCAAAGGUUUUGGAAUUGUGUGAAGCUGCCAUUUUGAACAAGAGCGCAGACGCAACUGAAAAUUUGUUGUCAUUUGCUCAAGAGCUGAGAGAAAAGCAAGCCCUUGGAGAAGAUAUUGAUGGACCAAAGCAAAAGGAAGUUCUCAAAUGGAGAGAACAAACCGUUGGUGAGAGAUUAAAGCAUGCUUUGGUUAAGGGUAUUGUGGAAUAUAUUGACCAAGAUGUUGAGGAGGCAAGACAACAGGCCAGCUCUCCUCUUAAGGUCAUUGAAGGUCCUCUCAUGGAUGGUAUGAAUGUGGUUGGUGAUUUGUUUGGCUCUGGUAAAAUGUUUUUGCCUCAAGUUAUUAAGAGUGCUCGUGUCAUGAAGAAGGCAGUCAAAUACUUGAUCCCAUUCUUGGAGAAGGAGAAGGAAGAACGUCGUCAAAGAGGAGAAGCCACCACUUCAUCUCAUGGAAAAGUCCUCUUAGCUACCGUUAAGGGUGACGUGCACGACAUUGGUAAAAACAUUGUAGGAGUUGUGCUAGCAUGUAACAAUUAUGAAGUCAUUGAUUUGGGAGUCAUGGUAAAUGCAGAAGUCAUUGUUCGUGAAGCAAAAGAAAAACAAGCAGACAUUGUUGGUUUGUCUGGAUUAAUCACUCCUUCCUUGGAUGAAAUGUGUCAUGUUGCUAAGGAAAUGCAAAAAGCUGGUCUCACAUGCCCACUCUUGAUUGGAGGUGCUACUACAUCUAGAACCCACACUGCUGUUAAGAUUUGUCCUCAAUACGAACAGCCAUGUAUUCACGUUUUGGACGCCAGUAGAAGUGUUGUCGUUGUUUCCAACUUGUUAGACAAGAAUUUGAAGGAAGAAUACGUAGAAGAAAUCAACGAGCUCUAUGAAGAACUUAGAAAUGAACACUAUGAUUCAUUACUCGAAAGACGUUUCCAAACAUUGGCAAACGCCAGACAACAAAGACUUGCCAUCGAUUGGGAAAAACAACCACCAGUUAAAGCUCCAACAUUCUUGGGUGAAAAAGUUUUGGACAACUUCCCAUUGGAUCAGCUAGUUUCUCACAUUGAUUGGACUCCAUUCUUCUCCGUUUGGCAAAUCAAAGGAAAAUAUCCACACAGAGGAUACCCAAAGAUUUUCAACGAUCCUGACGUUGGAGAAGAAGCAAAGAAACUCUUCGACAGUGCUACCAAGAUGUUGAAGGAUAUUAUUGAAAAUAAGAAACUAGUUGCUAGAGGUAUUGUUGGAUUUUAUCCUGCAAAUAUCAAUGAAGAAAAGAGCGUGGAUGAUAUUGAAAUUUAUGAUCCAACAAUUCCAGAAGAGAAGAAAGUUAUUGGCACUUUCUAUGGCCUUCGUCAACAAGCUGAAAAGGAAAAUGAAGACGAGCCAUACUUGUGUAUGUCUGAUUUCAUUGCUCCUAAGAGCACUGGCUUGAAUGACUACAUUGGUCAAUUUGCUGUUUCCAUUUUCGGUGCUGAAGAGCUUGCCGCCAAGUAUCAACAAGAAGAUGACGACUAUUCAUCAAUCAUGGUUAAGGCUCUUGCUGAUCGAUUGGCUGAGGCAUUUGCUGAAUUAUUGCAUGAAAUUGUGAGAAAAGACUAUUGGGGAUAUUCACCUGAAGAAAAGUUUGAUACUGAGGAUCUUUUGAGAGUGAAAUAUCAAGGUAUUAGACCAGCACCUGGCUAUCCUUCUCAACCAGAUCACACUGAAAAGGAAACAAUGUGGCGAAUUGCCAACAUUACUGAAAGAACUGGAAUCAAGUUGAUUGACGACAGUUUAGCCAUGUGGCCUCCUGCAUCUGUGAGUGGUCUGUAUUUUGCUCACCCAGAAGCCAAAUACUUUGCUGUUGGUAAAAUUAAUUUGGAUCAAGUCCAAGAUUAUAUGAAGAGAAAGAGUUGGAAAGAUAUGGAUUAUGCUGAGAAGAGAUUAGGUCCAAUGCUGGGCUACAAAUAA